AUGGCGACGCAUGAUGCCACCCCUGAAGAUACUGCCCUCGUCGCCUCUCACCCUGCCGAAUGCGUCUCCCAAUUCUCCUUGGACCCUCUCGCCGCGUCCAUGCUACGCUUCUACAACCUCCUCGCCACGACCGGCCACUGGCCCCUCUUCAGCAUCCACGUGCCCCCACAAGCACCACUCUCGCCGUCUCUAACGGGGUCCCUCCGGCUCAGCCCCUCGGCUCUUGGCGCCCACACACACCUGCCCUUUCCCAAUGACCGCGUGGUGUACGACCGGCGGGCCGCACUCUUUCCACGCAACCGCUUCCUCGACCUGACCGAUCCGGAGGACCUUGAGAAAUCCCGCGACCCUACGUACUCUGACUCUGGCGAUUCCCUACCACCACACAUUCUCACCCUGGCCAUGCCGCGCGCUGACGGUUCCCUGGUGCUCCUAGACACCGAGAUCGGUGCCAUCUGGCACUACCACAUCUCCAUCGCCGAGGGAAUUGCGUGGCGGGACAGUGCCGAAUACCGCGUUGCGCGCCAACAACAGCGCGGCCCCGUUCCGACGAACAACGAUGCCUUGAAGCAAGAGGAGCUCGACAUGGAGCCACUGCAUUUGUAUGCCUUUCUCCCGCCUACGCCGGCGGCGGAAUGGUUCGAUGCGCAGUACGCGCGGUGGCAUUCCCUGCGGCGGCUGCCGUUCCUGGACCCGGAGUACGAUGGGGAUCGGGACAUGGAUCUGGAUGAGGUAGGGCCGCCAGGGAGCUUUCGGCGGAGUUUGUGCGAGAGGAAGCAGUCCACUGCGGUGGAGUUGAUGGGGCAGUUCGGGUGGCCUCUGAAGACGGAGGAAGGCGGGGGUUGGGACCGAGAGGGGUUCGUGCGCGCGUGGGAGGAGGCUGAAAAGGGGUUGCACAGGGAGGCGCUCGCGGAGGUUGACAGGGACUUGGAAGCGAGAGGAGAAUUGGACGGGUGA
Molecule: messenger RNA, 957 nt
Organism: Cyphellophora europaea CBS 101466
Lineage: Eukaryota; Fungi; Ascomycota; Eurotiomycetes; Chaetothyriales; Cyphellophoraceae
Exons: 1
Coding region: 1-957 (318 amino acids)
Source: RefSeq, a predicted model, not a curated record